Molecule: messenger RNA, 1140 nt
Organism: Penicillium daleae
Lineage: Eukaryota; Fungi; Ascomycota; Eurotiomycetes; Eurotiales; Aspergillaceae
Exons: 6
Coding region: 1-1140 (379 amino acids)
Source: RefSeq, a predicted model, not a curated record
AUGGGUGACUUUGUCACGGAGGCUUUCACACUCUUGGCAGUGGCCAUUGUGAUCAUUGCUCUCCGCACUAUAGCUCGAUGGAUCAUGGUAGGACCGAGGAACUUCCAGGCAGACGAUUAUCUGAUGCUAUUGGCUUGUGUGGUAUACGGGCUGGAAACCGGCGCUGCAUACAUGGUGGGGGCAUGGUUCAAAGGCCUUGCCAACAAUGCCAUGACAGAUGAACAACGCAAGCAACUGUCUACCCACUCCGAGGAAUAUCGUCUACGCGUGGGAGGCUCAAAGGUCCAGGUGACCGGCUGGUCUCUGUAUACUUUGCUUUUAUGGCUUUUGAAGACUUGCAUGGCCAUCUUCUACUCUCGUUUGACAGCGGGCUUGAUCAACAUGCGAGUUCGAAUCCACAUCGCAUACGGCUUGAUCGCCGCUACUUACAUUGCUACCAUUUGUUCCAUUCUCUUUGGUUGUUAUCCGAUGCACAAGAACUGGCAGAUCUAUCCGGACCCUGGAAAUAUCUGUCAACCUGCCGUUUCAAAGAUCGACAUCUACGUUACAGUUGUGCUGAACGUUGCGACCGAUCUCUACCUCAUUAGUAUCCCUGCUCCGAUGCUCUUCAAGGCUCGUCUUCACUGGCGCGAAAAGCUUGAGCUCCUUGUUCUUUUCAGCGGCGGUCUUUUCGUCAUGAUGGCUGGUAUUCUACGCUGCGUCUUGAUUGUGACAGCUGGUGCAAAUGGUGCCGAACAAGCCGGCAGUUGGGCCUGUCGAGAAACCUUCGUCGCUGUGGUCAUCGGCAAUAUCCCAAUGAUCUACCCGCUCUUCCGUCGUUUUGCUCGUCGUGCAGGUCUCUAUCUUACCUCGAGAGGCGGUGGUUCUGAGAGCUAUCCAGCCUACCAACUAUCAGAUGGCGAUGCCAGUGGGUACGCGAGGCGCAAGAAGUUCCGCCAUCCACUCUCCAUCCCAGGUGAUACGCAGUGGAAUACUAUUAGUGAUGAGCAGAUGAUACUGCCAACCUCCCGCCAGCAACCACCUACAUGCACUGCCGGCGAGGGGGACUGGGAUGCGACCAGCCACACUAGUCAUGGUGGAGGCAUCAAAGUGAUCCAUGAAACGAUUGUUCACAGUGCUGAGAAAGACUCUCGGAUAUAG